AUGGAUUCGGACCCCAAGUUCUUGCACAUUCCAUACAACAAGCGAUGGGAGUACUUGAAGGAGACCAUCAUCCAGCUAUACACUGAGGGCAACAGCGUGGACCAAGUAGCCUCCAGAAUGAAGUCAGAGUAUUCUUUUGAUGCUUUGCCGAGUGCCUACAAGUACCAGUUCAAAAAAUGGGGCAUCAAGAAAAGCACUUCUUCCAAGGUCAAGGCCCAGGCCGUCAAGGUGCAAUUGAAGAGGAAGAGAGAUGCAAGUACUUCUGACCUCACCGUCGUCGAAGGCGGACGUGAGAAGUCGCUGGAUAAGAAGAAACUAAAGCGCUUUCUCCAAGACGACCUCAGACGUCGCCAUGAGCCCACACUGGCAGGCGGCAUCUUCUUGCGCAUGAAUCUUCCAUACAACGCCCUUGUUGCUAAUUUCAUCCACCCAGGCGGUCCACCAUCACCAUUUGCUUCCGUCUCUCAUCACAACUCUCCGGCAAACAUCAUAGUCAACAGCCCCGACAGCCAUCGCACCCCUUCUUCUCAGCCAGUUGAACCUUCGCCAACGACCCAGCUGAUACGAGAUAAAGCCCAUCUGGAAAGAGCAGACCUCUUCAUCCAAGGGCAGUACCAGGAGUUGCUGCUCCAACUAGGUCGGGAAGAGCGCAAAGGUCCUGAAACCUGGACUCCUGGCCAAAUUGCUGCAAAGACCCUUGGUUCACUCGCGUGGGAAGACUCGGCUGCUACUGCCGGUGACGCAUCAACACCCAGAGCUUCUCGCAUCGCAGUCGAUCCACCAUCCCAGCUCUGUCGAUGGAGUAUUCACUACCACAGUGACAUGAAAUAUGAGUCUGUGCCGUCACCGCCGCCUGAGAAUCACAACGAGCAGGACAUUGAGGAUGAGUCAACAUGGUUACCAUGGGAUGCUUCCCGUCACCACCUCACACCUACAGACACAAUGAGAUCGGUGCUCUCAGACAACAGUUUCUCACGCAUCGACGAGCACGACGUCCCGCUAUCCACAUCAUCGAUAACGGGUGCGGUAAAUCGUUCUCAAGACCAGAUCGAGGUAGACUCGUGGGGAUUUGCCAUCAUGGCAAGGAAUCUGGGAUCUUUGCGUGCUUUAGAAGGAAAGGAUAAAGAGGCGGUGCCUCCCCAUCAGUUGAAGCAUAUACACCCUUUUCACCUUGCUGCCUCACACUUGGAUGGAGCCCACAACUGCUGCUUGAUCCUCAAUCACCUUAUGGCCUCUCUCUGGGGGGAAUUCAGCUUGAGGAGGAAUUUUACGAACGGUCUUGGGCAUACAGUCCUGGACUCACUCAUGAUCAACAUACUCCGGUCGCACACCUCGGUUAGCCCAAGAGAGGUAUGUCAAGGCUUCGAGAAGCAGAACCGGUUCCCAGGGGAAGAGGUGGACAUCUGCGGUCGAUGGGACGCUGAUUCGAGGUGCAUCCGACAACUCUACGCUUCGGGCAGAUGCACGAUUCCGUUCGAAUGGAAGCACCCCUACUGUCACACGUCAGUUCAGGCAAUUUGUCAUUCAAUCGUCACCUUAUUCAUGGCAGACCUCGCUCCCGACAUCAAUCUCCCCAGUGGUUUAUUCUCAAAGCGUUGUGGCUGCUGCGGCAAGAACCUUCAGCUCUUUCCACUCCAUACCCUAGUUAUGGUAGCAUUCUAUCUAGGAGACCGUGGAGCCCCGGGGGAGACCAUGUUUGGCGCAAUUGCAACUUUGAGCUGCAUGCUCGCCAACUACGCAAACCCUACCAUGGCUGCUGACAUAUCUGUUUCUGAGCUAUUUGGGACUGAUACGGGCGAGGAAUGCACACAUAGCUCCGUCACGCCUUCAGAGCUUGCCUCACUUGUGCCAAAUGAAGUGGUCGAAUCCUGGGCGCGUGACCGGCAACGUGGCUGGAGAGCAUUUAUUGCUGUAUUGGACUUUGCCAUUUCAGAGUGGGAUGAAGGCGAUGAUGACGGCCCACUAUCUAAAAGCCAAGGCCUUGGAGUUCUCUGGGCAGCCUCACAGACCGAGAUGCUGACCUAUCGUCGAAUCGAGACGAUUGACCCCUGGGUUUCUGGUAGAUUUGAUAUCCAGCAGUUAUUGCAAGGCCUCGACGAUGGACUAGGGCCAACCAACAUCCCGCUCUACUGGGACGGCUUAAUGUCGAAUUUUGGCUCUGAGGGUUGGUUCAACAACAUGGAGUUCUAUCCGGCCGCCCAAGACGUGUGCACGAGCUACUUUAUGAACUUGGAGGACUGGGGCCGUACAACCUUUAUUGAUGCUCCUAUGGCAAUAUGA
Fusarium keratoplasticum is the source of this 2280-nucleotide messenger RNA. RefSeq names its product Clr5 domain-containing protein. The transcript has 4 exons. Lineage: Eukaryota; Fungi; Ascomycota; Sordariomycetes; Hypocreales; Nectriaceae. The coding region runs from base 1 to 2280 and encodes 759 amino acids. The record is from RefSeq and is a predicted model, not a curated record.